Letharia columbiana is the source of this 1476-nucleotide messenger RNA. RefSeq lists its product as uncharacterized. Bases 1 to 1476 code for a protein of 491 amino acids. The transcript has 2 exons. The record is from RefSeq and is a predicted model, not a curated record. Gene Ontology annotation, molecular function: alpha-1,3-mannosyltransferase activity. Gene Ontology annotation, cellular component: Golgi apparatus. Gene Ontology annotation, biological process: protein O-linked glycosylation. Lineage: Eukaryota; Fungi; Ascomycota; Lecanoromycetes; Lecanorales; Parmeliaceae.
AUGAAAUUUGACCUAAGGAACCCUCGGGGGAGGCUUGCUAUCUUGGGGGCCGUCUCCCUCAUCCUCGCCUCCGCACUAUACUUCGCUUCGAGGAGUUCAAGCUUCAAUGCCUCGAGACAGCAGGGGGCGAAUGGAAAUUCAUUUUCGAGCACCCAUAGUCACCAGUCAACAACCACAGGCAGCUAUGUUCGUAUUGCCCAAGAGGCUACCUCCGCCCUGGAAAGCUUGCUUGAACAGGAUAUAGAUGUAUCAGAUCUUGGGGGCAAAGGUCGGCGCGUUUCCGCCCUCUCUACUCUACUUGGGGCCAUCAUAGAAGAUCCUACUAUCCCUCGAGACAGCUUCUUUGGCUUUCGAACCGAGGAAUUUGGCUGGUGGAGGCUUUCGAGCAAAACAUACCUGCCAUGGGGAAACACAUUGGAGUCAGAAGUGGGCAUAGUCAUGUGCGUAGGUCAGAAAGAUCUUGUCCUGGCUGCGCAGAACAUCCGAAUCCUUCGCAAUGUACUUGGGUCAACCCUCCCAAUCCAGAUCUUUUACGCUGGCGAGCAUGACUUGCCUUGGGAAAAGCGGAAACAGCUCUGGGAUCUUGCCCCCAAUAUCCAGACUCUGAACAUACUCGAUUUCUACGAUGAUACUGUUGCUGGGAUAAACGAGAGCUUGACGGGUAACGGCUGGGUCAUGAAGCCGUUCGCCAUGCUCGCCAGCCGAUUUCAGAAAGCCAUACUCGUUGAUGCGGAUACCAUUUUCUUGCAACGGCCUGAUGCUUAUUUCGACGAUGAUGUGCAUUUGAGGGAGACGGGAACGCUUUUCUAUCAUGACCGAGCGGUCAAAGGAGGCUACACCGGCUGGAUCGAUACCCUGAAGUGGAUUAAGAAGGUGCUCAAAGACCGGAACCCUAGCGCCGUGCUUAAGAAAAGCAUCUUUUGGACUGAAAAGCUGGAGCACCAACAAGAGUCCGGCGUUGUCUUCAUGGACAAAGAGAAACCCGGCGUCUUCACUAGUUUGAUGUUUGCAGCCUGGAUGAUGACUAAAGCUGCGAGGGUUUCUGUAAACAAGCAUGUCUUCGGCGACAAGGAGACGUUCUGGCUCGCCUGCGAACUCGCCUCCACACCCUACUAUUUUAACCCCUUCUACACCGGCAUGAUAGGCCAUUACGAGGCGGGAGCAAAGGAAAUGUGCAGCGUCCAACUCUUGCAUCUUGACUCGAAAGGGGACCCAUUCUGGCUAAAUGGUGGCUUACGAGAUAACAAAAGGCUGGAUCAAGAACUCGGCCAAAAGGACUUUGCAACACUUACAGAUUAUAUUCCGGCAGGCGUAACAUGGGCAGAGCAACCCAGAUGGCGGUACUUGAAACAUGGUGUAUUUUGUACGGAUACGAAGGCGGAGAAGGUGAAAAGCCUUGAAAAAGCAGGGUUGACUAAAGUUAUGGAGAAAAUGAUCAUUGAAGCCACUGAGGUGGAUAACAUGUUUCCGAGUUGA